CUGUUGUAUGUGUGCACAUUGCUGCUAUACACAUACGUACUACAAAUACUGAUUCAUGUGUUAAACACGUGCAGUUUUCCAACAGCUAUCGGGGGACUGGUUCCUUUGCUUUUUAGAAAAUAAUUUUUAAGGAGUUUAACACUUGUACAGCAGGUUAUAGCGCGACACCAUGCAGCUAUCCCAAUAACUUGUCCUCACACCCUAUUAGAGACUGUAGUAUGCACAGCCCACUCCGAGUCAAAAUACAAAAUGCUUUAAACAAAGCUUUCCAGCUGGAAAAAACAGAUGUACUGUUUGUUGGUGGCAGAAGACGGAACCGGAAAAGAAGAAAACAUGCAAAAGACAAAAAGAAAUCGAAGAAGUAUGAAGGAAAAGAAACACCAGUACUAAAGGCCAAAACAUACAAUGGAAAUAAAGGCAAGUACGUCGCUCUUGUUGCCGAUGAUGAUAUCUCCUUGUCUCCAAGUAUGGUCGACGAGUUGUUCUACGGGACUAACGCUGAUUCUAUCGGUAUAAACUAUGAUGAAGAUGAGGCGUCCAUAGAUGCUAUCAGUGUUAACCAAGCUGAGGCAGAUAACAAUGAAGACGAUGAAGAAAUCGCAUACAAUGACAAUGAUGAGGAAACAAGUAAUAUGCCUAAAUUAAGUUAUAUCGAAACUAGUCUUCAAGAAGAAAUGAAACUUGCAGAGAUUAAAAAUGAUGAAGAAAGACACAGUAGUUGUGAUACAGGAUAUAAUUCUGAAGAAGAACAUAGAAUAAGAACAACAUCAGACAGCAGCGAAGACGAAAUUCAACCAAACGACGACUAUGACAGCCAUCAAGAUCUUGAUUGCGAAUCUAAUGUUGAGAUACCAGAAAACAACAUGGAAGAAGAUGACGUAUUUGUCGAUGAAAAAGAGGAGGGUUUUAAUGAAAGUUUCGUUUCUGAUGAAGAUGAUAUAACACAUCAGGAAAAUAAUUUGAAUGACAAGAAUGUUGUCAUAGUUUCUAAGGAGACCGAAGCAGACUAUACUGAGUUAAAUGAGGAUCAUACAGAACUAACUGACAAGGAGGCAACAGACAUCAGAGUAGAUCCAAAUAAAAAGGGUGACUUAGAGAGAGAUGGUUGGCCUGACAAAAUGAAUGUUCCGGACAUAAUACUCGAGAAACCAAGGAUUAUUGCCAACUUUGACUAUGACGAAGAGGAAGAAGAAGAGGUCUACACAAAGCAACCCAAAUCUUGGUUUAAAAGGAAAACAGAAGAGGAUGAAGAAUUAAGACCGCUUAUUUGCUGUGGCGAUGACAACGGAGUGGGCUUUGCAUGCUGCACAAUUCUCUAAGCUUUUCAUGUUCAUUGUUUUCAUGGAGGAUAACACAGGUUAAAACAAAAGCAGAUAUUUUUAUGUUGGAGAACCAAACCCAUUUCCGUCUACAAGUUGCCUUUAACCAUAAAAAACUAGCAAGUUGCAUACUGCAUUAUUUUGCCAAACUGAUCAAAUAAUAAAUUUCAAAAAUCUGAAAGGUAUAAGGCUGUUGCAGUAAAACAAGUUGAAGGCACGUACAAGAUGAAUGAAAUGUGUUCAAUUUUAGUUGCUUCAAAUCUACAUGUAUAUUUUUAUUUUGAGCAGUAAUAAAAAAAAAAUUCUAAUUAGGCACAAGGAACGGAAUGCCAUACAGAAACAGUUGAUAAAUUUUGAACUGAAGUCGGUCUUUUAAUUUUAUCGAAUACAGAGCAGUAACUACAUUACCGUUCUAAACACAGUAAUAAAACAGUAAUAACAAAUCGCGGAAUAAACCCUGUACUAAAAUUGGUAUUAUUUAAAUUAAAUAGAUGUGCACGUAAGCUGUGAGAAGCAUACUGUAAACUGAAAUAACUUUGCUUACUUCAGGGAGUGAUUUUUAACCUUUUGAUCAGUUUUAUUAACUAAUGGAAUAUGCAUGAAACUGAUGAAAUUUUUAUAGCAAAAUGUAACUUAAAGUGGAAAAGGGUUACCUAAAACUUAAAAUGUUAUCUUCGGAAGUAUAACACAUGGAAUGGAAAUUUAUCCAAAUUUAUAACGAAACAGACAUUAGGGAAGCAUGAGGUGUAAAUUAUUAGCAUUCCAAAAUGUAUAGAAAUGCAGUUUUUCUGUGAGAUCCUCCUUCAUGUCCCUACUAGAAGGUAACCAAACACUGCUUUGCUUCUUAGAUCUAUUCAUAAACUAUCAAAGGUUAGAACGUCUUUGUCAAUGAUGACUACAUGAUAUUCAUGUAAAAUGCAACUGAAGAAAAAGUUUCCUAAAGUUAUUAUAAAGUAUUUUAAAGUUGGCAUUAUAUAUAUGUGCAAGUAUUUAUAGUAAUCUGAUGUUCCAUGAAAAAAAAUCAGUCCUAGAUCGUUUUUCGUCUUAAAUUUAUUCAUAGUAAUUAAAAAUACUUCAUACAAUUAAUUAUAAUAAAAUCUGUGAUGUAGCCAACAUGUCUUCAUUCAACAUUUGAAUGUUUACGCAAAAUAAGUCACAAGAUCCAGACGAGUUUGUCCUAUAUACUUGAUGUUCUUAUCAAAUAAAUAUGUGGGACAAACUCGUCUAGCCCUUGUGAUGGAAACUUAAAUGUAAUAAAAAGGUACCGAAUCUUGUCGGUCAAAUUCUGAAACCUUCACAGACGCAUAUCAUUUUCUAGACCCUCUUGAAUCUUGUUCAUCAAAAACCAACAUAAACACUGGCUUAGUAUCAUACAGCAAAUCAGAUGUAAAGUUUCGGAUAAUUUUUAAACUCAAGUUUAAGAGAAAAAUUUCUUAGUAAGAAAUGUCUUUAAAAGAAAAUUAAAGAUUUUGUUCAUCUAAUUUUGUUGAUUUGUAAAUUUUUGGAUAUUUCGAAAAGUUGAAGCCAGUGUUUAUGGCUACAAAAAACCACUUAAAACCAUAUACUAGACAAGUACAAAUAGAUGUUAUAAAGAUAUAACAGAUAUUUUAUAUUUAAAAAAAAAUUUAAAAAAAAGUGCAACAUAAAAGAAACAAAUAAUAUAAAAAUUUGUAAAAUAUAGUAAAAAGAUUAGAAAAAAACGCUGAUGUAUUUAUGUAUUUUAAUCCUAUGUAAGUCAGUAUGAUAUGAAUUACCAAUAUUACUUGUGUAGCCACAUAAAGGGAUGUUGAUAGAGCUAGAAAAGUUUCAUUUUUUGUUGUUACAACCAUGCAUGUAUGAUUACUCUUGACAAGGUUUUUCUCAUUUAUGCCUUUCCAAAAGUGACUGCAAGGGUAGAAAUAAAUUAGAUAUAUAUUUUCAUAUUCGUAUCUUUUGCUUCAAUGCAAGUUAUUUUCAAAAUAAAAUGACACGUUCAAUAAUAGUUUAAAUAAUUUAGUAAAGACAUUUUAAUUUUGUAUCUUUGGGUGGGGGGGGGGGGUGUUAUGGUUUUUUUGUCUGAGUCAGACAAAUCAAUCAAAUUACUUUUUUCAAAAUUUAACACUAUAAGGCAUGGGUAAAAUCUGGUUUCAGAAUAUUUCUUUUUUGUCGUCUGCUUGACCACAAUAUUUUUUUUCAUCAAAUUGGGGAUCAGAAUAUUUUUUUAGGAAAAAACCAUAACCCCCCUUGAAGUUAAAUGAUCGUCCCCUAACUGAUGUGGCUUUUAAUUAUAAUGUAUAAAACAUUGAUUUUUCAGAAGAUUUUAAAUUGUUUCUAUUUAUUUACCUAGUCAUUCAAUGAAAUCUUAGUUCAGCCCGAUGAUAAAUGAAUGAAGUUAAGCUUAGAAAUGAAUGAAAUAGGUAGAUAUUUAGAUACUUCCCUCAACAUUAUAAUAACUUGUGAGAAAGCGUACUACUCAUAUCUACAUGUGUGUUUAUUUAUUCUUCUUGACUAUUCUUUGAUAUACUGAUUGUAAUGUUUUUACAUGUAUUUUUUCUACUGAAUAAAACUGUUUUCAUGCUUAAUAA
Mytilus californianus (California mussel) is the source of this 3883-nucleotide messenger RNA. RefSeq lists its product as uncharacterized. The transcript has 6 exons. The record is from RefSeq and is a predicted model, not a curated record. The coding region runs from base 219 to 1319 and encodes 366 amino acids. Lineage: Eukaryota; Metazoa; Mollusca; Bivalvia; Mytilida; Mytilidae.